AUGUCUGUUCCUUCUCUCACCAGCUACGUCGUUAAGCGACCCUACCUCAAGCGCUGGCUGCAGCCAGUUGCUGAAUGGUACACCAACGCUGCUGGUUACCGCCGUCUUGGAUUAAGGUACAACACCCACUCAAUUAACCCCGACAAUGUCCUUGGCCCUGGAUCGUGGCCUCUUGCAGGAACACUGCGUCUCUUCGGUCUUAUUUGGAAAGCAAUUGGGGUGGCCGACGACCUCAUCCCUGAAGAGAGCGAACUUGUCCAGAAGGCUAUCAAGCGUCUUCCCCCUAAGGAAGCCUACGACCGCGUUUUCCGGCUCCGCCGCGCUUUCCAGUGCUCCAUUUCCCACACCCUUCUUCCCGCCGCGGAACAGACGAAGCCAGAGGAGGAUCAAGAGUACCUCAGUCCUAUCAUCCGCGAACUUCAGAAGGAGGAACAGGAACGCGAGGAUUUGGAUAACUUGAUUGUGAAGCGGAAGUAA
Molecule: messenger RNA, 477 nt
Organism: Talaromyces atroroseus
Lineage: Eukaryota; Fungi; Ascomycota; Eurotiomycetes; Eurotiales; Trichocomaceae
Exons: 4
Coding region: 1-477 (158 amino acids)
Biological process (GO): mitochondrial electron transport, ubiquinol to cytochrome c
Source: RefSeq, a predicted model, not a curated record